Messenger RNA from Gastrolobium bilobum, 954 nucleotides. RefSeq lists its product as uncharacterized. The transcript has 2 exons. Lineage: Eukaryota; Viridiplantae; Streptophyta; Magnoliopsida; Fabales; Fabaceae. The coding region runs from base 1 to 954 and encodes 317 amino acids. The record is from RefSeq and is a predicted model, not a curated record.
AUGCCACCCACCAUUUUCUUUUCCCAUGAGAAGCCAAAGGAUAGCGCAAGAAUGAGUUCAAGGCAUCGUCCAUUACAUGCAUGUGGAGUCUCUAUCUUUGCAAUUGCUGACAUUGCAUUUGGAAAAACACAAGAUAUGAAUGGACCAAUAGGUUCAACUUUGAGAAGGGUAGCAAAGUUAGCCAAAUUCUUCACCCCCCUCAUCUACGCCAUACAAUACCAAUGGCUAGCCAUUCUCUCUUUCAUUGAUGAUCGCAUUCUAGCAGUUGAAAACAUGACCGAGAAAUUGUUUCCACCUUCAACAUAUGUGUUUGACAAAGUUGAUGAAAUUGUGCUAAUGAUACUGUCCCUGCCUGAAAAUUUUGAUGGUGUAGUGAACGAGUUUCCUACAAUAAUCCACAAAGUCCCAUUCUUAGAAUGGGCUCUGACCCAUGUCAUCAUCUCCAGUUUGAAUAGUUUGGUUUCUAUGUUAAACAAUUGGGGGCAUGAAAAUUCAAGGAUAAAUGAGAAAACAAUAGGUGUUGAUAGCAAUUGCAAUGAACAGCUAGAAGGGUACCUACAAAUGGAUUCUUCAGAUGUUAUUAACAGUAGUGUGGAUAUGGAAAGCUUUCCUCCUAUAUCAGACGCUGAGAUUAAAGAGGUUCAUGACAUGGCAGUGUCGAGUCACAUGAAAGGGACAUAUAAGGAAGCAUUAGAGGCUGUGCCGAGUAACAUAAAAGGGUCAUACAAGGAAGCAUUAGAGAAAGGGAAGGAAGAGAAGAUGGAGAAAGAGUGGAAGAGUAGUGAGGAAAAGAUUGAUAUGGAUGAAGGAAGUGAGAAGAAUGAUAGAAAUAAUAAAGAAGGAGAGUACGAAAGUAUUAUGACAAACCAAGUUGGAACGAACGAAAGCAUCAAAAAUGAUUCUCUUUUGGAAUUGUUCGAGUCUGCAUGGCUCAUGAAACCUGGCCGUUACUAG